This is a messenger RNA of Spodoptera litura, 825 nucleotides long. It is a transcript of the gene CHMP2B, whose product is annotated as charged multivesicular body protein 2b. Gene Ontology annotation, biological process: vacuolar transport. Lineage: Eukaryota; Metazoa; Arthropoda; Insecta; Lepidoptera; Noctuidae. The record is from RefSeq and is a predicted model, not a curated record.
UAUGAGUCAUAUGAUUGUCAAUUUAUUUGUCAUCAGUUUGUUUUGAUAUUGUAUUUCGUAAUUUUUGAGAAUUGGUAGUUAUAAUUUUGAAUUAGUGUUCGUAAUUUACACAUUUUACAAUGGAUUUUUUCUUUGGGAAACAACCAACUGUCAAAGAACAACAAAGGCAAAAUGAUAGAGAGCUCCGCAAGGCAGCUAGAGACUUGGAAAGAGACAAAGCGGCUUUAGAAAGAGAAGAGAAGAAACUUGAAAAUGAGAUUAAGAAAAUGGCUAAAGAAGGCAACAAUGAAGGUUGUAAAAUAUUAGCAAAACAACUGGUGCAGAUGAGGAAACAGAAAGCUAGGAUUUAUAGUGCUAAUAGUAAGAUUUCAAGUGUACAGAUACAAAAUAAGACGAUGGGAGCAAAUAUAGCGAUUGCAGGCGCGAUGGGUACCACCGCUAAAACCAUGGAUAGCAUGAAUAAGGUCAUGAAUCCACAACAAAUUGCUAAAGACAUGGAAGCGUUUAGACAAGCUAAUGCUAAGAUGGAUAUGACAGAUGAAAUGAUUGCAGACACUCUUGAUGACAUCAUGGACGAAUCUGGCGACGAGGAAGAGACUGAAGGCAUUGUCAACAAGGUGCUCGAUGAAAUCGGCAUCGAAAUCAGUGGAAAGAUGGCUGGUGCCCCAUCGGUGGCUCGCAACAAACUUGGAGAAUCUACCAAAGACGCCGAUAAAGAACUUAUGGAACAGCUAGCUAAGCUUAAGUCUUAGAAUAUUAUUAUUUGUUAAAAGUAAAUAAAAUAAGGCGCGCACAUAAAAUAUAAUCUCUAUUUGUGAAUUUAUU